UUUCGGGCAUUGUGGGAAGCGCGAUGCGCGGCCGGGGCCGGGGUCGGGACCGCACCGGCCACUGAGGCGCGGCGGCGGCGCCAUGAUACACUUUAUACUGCUGUUCAGCCGACAAGGGAAGCUAAGACUUCAGAAGUGGUAUGCUACACUACCUGACAAAGAGAAGAAAAAGAUCAUACGGGAAAUUGUUCAGAUUAUUCUGGCUCGCAAUCAAAAGAUGAGCAGUUUUGUUGACUGGAAAGACCUGAAGCUUGUUUACAAAAGGUAUGCUAGUUUAUAUUUUUGCUGUGCAAUAGAAGACCGAGAUAAUGAGCUGCUGGCACUAGAAGUUGUUCAUCGUUAUGUAGAGCUACUGGAUAGGUAUUUUGGAAAUGUAUGUGAGCUGGAUAUUAUCUUUAAUUUUGAAAAGGCUUAUUUUAUUCUUGAUGAAUUUAUUCUGGGUGGAGAGAUACAAGAGACUUCAAAGAAAUCUGCAGUAAAAGCUAUAGAAGAUUCUGACAUGUUACAAGAGACAAUGGAAGAAUACAUGAACAAACCUGCAUUUUAACUUUAAAUCCAUCUGAAGAGACAGAGAUGCUGCAUAUUACUUGUAAAGUUCAGUUGUUGAAAUUUGUUUUCCUAUGUGCCAGAUCCUCUGAGAGAUACCAAAAAGCAAUAACUAAAGGGAUUUGCUUGUAUAAUAGUCAAAAUGAAGGUCAUCUACAGCAGUGUAUGGGUCACAACUGCAUACCUGUAUUAUACUGUAUAUGAGUUUGUUAAACUGUUAUAAAACUUAAUCUAGCUACCAUCUUCGCCCCCUAGGGUGGAUUCCUUGUUUUAUGACUUCUGGCUACAAGCUUUUUCACUUGGAUAUUAAGAAAAUACUUGCAACAGAUAUUUAUACUAGUUUUGGUCUACUGCUGACUACACUACACUUUUUGUAGAAAUGUUCAUUAUUUUGAAUGUAAUGAUUGUCCUGGUCUAAUAAUUUUUCUAAAGACAAAAGUUUUUUGUGGGGUCUGAUUUCACAGAUUUUCUCUGAAGUUGUUAACCAAAAAUUCAUCUGCUUCUCAUCAGCUCAGACCCUUUCUUACCCCUUUUGAUUGAAAAUACUGUCCUUUCACUCCUGAAGCCCACUGUUUCUACUUAAUUCCAUAAAGUUAUGUCACUCCUCCUAGCUGCCUUACGAUCUUCCAUUCCACUGUACUGUUAGAACCCAUUUCUCUGAUGCUCUGUGCUUUUGGCCCAGUAUCAUACUUUUCUUUUGAAACUGGCCUGAGCUGCUGAUCUAACCUUCCUUUUUGUUGGAACUUGGGAGUCCAGGGGAAGGCUGGGGACUAAAAUCACCUUAGAAAUGUUGGUCUUUAAUGAGAGGUUACUCCUAGCAAGAAGGAGUUAGAUUCCACCCCUUCCUGGAGUCCCAACUUCCCCUACAUCUCAAAGUCCAGGAACAGCUAGACCUCUUAAAUCUGUCUGAAAUGGGCCAGUCCCAGUUUUCUAAAUAUUGCAAGUUACUCUAAUUUUUCAUAAGAAUGAGUACUUUAAACAACCAUUUGUAGUUCUGCAGACUGCACUUAGAGAUGGCAAGAAAAUGAGAGAACGUGAGAAGAACUGGGUAUCUGGACCAGUUUUAUGCAUGUGUUUGUGGGACAUUUUGCUAAAAUAUUGCAGAUUGGAAGAGAGGAGGAGUGGAACCUUGCCUAUUACCUUGUCUAACUCUCUCAUAGUCAUAGAGAAGUAGUGCUCAGAGGGACUUCCAGAGGUCAUCUCGUCCAACCCCCUGCCUGAGGCAGUAUCAUCCCUCUGCAAACAAUCCUUUACAACCAUAAUCUAAACCAGUGGUCCCCAACUGGUCCAUCAUGACUGACAAUUUGAUUGCAGAGACUCUUUUGGCCAAUCCUGGGCUGGGGGGGGAGGGAGGGGUGUGCAUGCAUGCAUCCACAUACUCCCCUCCCUGCCCCUAGCCCAGCAGGUCAGUCUGUUGGGGAGGGAAGGGGCAGGGGCCAGAUUGAGGCCCUCACAGUGAGGGAUGGACAGCGCGGCCCAGCCAGGAGCAGGGGAAGGUGAGUGGGGCCCCUGGGCUGCUGGGCACACACUGGCAGAAGCCCAAAGGGAAUGUGCCCCCCCAUCUCUGCAGAGGCAGUUGCCGCUGCACCUCAAGCCCCACUGCAACUAGUCACGUGUGGGCAUGGCUCAGUGUAGCAGCAGGACUCCCGUGGGGUCUGGCCCUGGUCCAGCUAGGUCUCUGAAGAUCUGGUUGUCCAGGAGCACAUUGUGCGGGGGCUCCCACUACUAAACGCAGCACAGCAGAGGCACCGGGGACCUGUGCCCCCCACCUGUGCUUGGGAAGGGAUGGGGGGAGGCACAGGCCCUUGAGGCCUCCACCAGCCUGCACCUAGCGGCAGGAGCCCCACCAUGCAUCCCUGGACCAGCCAGGCCAGGGCCUGACCCCAUGUGAGUGCCAUUGCUGAGCUGAGUUGUGCCUGAACAUGGGCAGCUGCAGUGGGGUGCAAGGUGCAGAAGGCAGCAGCAUCCACCUCCACCCUGAGCACAGGUUGGGGGGCACAGGCUGCCAGGGUACACCCAGGGCAGGAGCCCCCCCAACACAGAUACCUCUGGACCAGUGGGUAGUCCCAGACCCCACGCAAGUCCCACUGCUGCGCUUCAAGCCCUGCUGCAGCUGGCCUGGAAGCGGCCCGAUGCCAUGUGCAUUCUACCGUUGGACUGAGCCUUGCUCCCUUCCCGCUCAGCAGCGGGCUGCAUGUGGCAUUGGGCCACUGCCAGGCCAGCUGCAGUGGGGCUUGAGGUGCAGUGAAAAUUGACCCUGCCCUGUGCAUAUAUGGGGCUGGCAUAGUAUGUAUUAUAGUUUGUAGCUUAUAUAAUUAAUUCAGUAACAACAAAGCACUUGAUUAUGCACAUCCAAAAUAUCGCUCUUUUCUGGUACUACCCUUCCUUUCAUUUAACACCUGCUCUAGCCGUGAUUUUCAGUCGGGGAGCUGUAGCAUCCUUGGGUACCUGGAGAUCCUUUUAAGGGUGUCACAGGAUGCCACACAAUGUUAGCACUGUUCGGUGUGCAAACGUGAUUCACAAGACAAACUCAGAGAUUUCAAAUAGGGUUCCAUAGUGUUAAAACCAUUCUGACCUGCUUUGGGCUUUCUGAGUCAAAAAACUACUGAAAAACAAGAACUGGCAUUUUUCAAAGGGUACCUUGAGUCUAAUGAGGGAUGUCUUGCUGCUGUGCACUACCCUUUGUGCCCCAAGUACAGGUGGGAGGAGUCACAGGCCCCCAGGGCCUCUGCCUGGGUGCAUGCAGUGGCGGGAGCCCCCUUCACACCUGGACAAGCCACCCAGACUCCGAUCCUCCCACUUGCCCCUGCCCCACUUUCCCACUGCAGGAGCCUGACAUGCUGGGGGAGGGCUGGGGGGAGGGGUGGCACUGGUGCCUAGUAGACCCUGGGUUGGACUUCAAUUAAAAAAGUGAUUCGUACUUAAAAAGGUUGGAGACCACUGAUCUAAACCCUACAUAAGACUACUCUCAACCCUGAUACAACAUUGACCUAACACCCUAACCAAGGACAGGUAAAGUAGGGGAAACAUGGUAUCUAAUGUCCUGUUUCUAUAAAAUGGUUGUAAAUACAUACUCAAGAUGUCCCAGGUAGAGGGCCACACCUAAUGCUAUAGAGGGAAGUAGAAACCCCUGCAGCCCAUACCAGUCUGAUCAUGGGGUAAGCUUCCUUCCUGGCCCUAAAUAUGGUGAUCACUCUGACCCUGAGCAGAGGGACAAGAUCCUCUAGCCAGCAGCAUUCCUUCUAAGAUGCCUGCAUAGCCACACAGCUUAGAGGGAAUGCUGCUAGCCAGGAACUUCUGCCUUUGUUCCUAGCAGAAGAAUCAACACACCCCAGUUGAAGUCCCCAGCCUUAGCUGUAGCCAGCACCCAGUGCUUCUGGGGAGGCUUAAAAACACCCUGGCACACAGCAGAAAAGGGGAUUAAGGGAAGAGCAAUAGGCAGUGCAAAGCUUCAGUAGCCAAUUCGAUUUUGAGGAGAUUCGGCCCAAUUCGGCGGCUGAAUCUCUUAAAUUGGGUGACUUAUUAAGAGGUCUGAAUCUAAUUGGAAGCCUCUGAAUCAAUUUGGAGAGAUUCAGGGCCAAUUCGGAGAUUCAGCAAUCGGCUAUACAGAUUUCCCUUGCAUAAAGUGAACCCACUUAUGUAAAUAUUCUGGGCUGCACUGUGCCGUGGUGCAGGCUGCUUGUGUCAGCUGCUCCCAGGGCCACUGCAGAAGGGGCUGGGGGGAGUGGCAGCAAGUGGAGCCCCGGGUGGCUCUAGCCUACAGCGGUAGCCUGCUGUCAUCCUGCAUCCAAAUCCAGGGGCACUGGGCUGUUCUGAGCGCUUGGUGCACCCACCCUGAGCGCCGGGAAGAAUUAGCCUGGUGCUGCCAGUCUGCUGUCAUCCCACGCACAGAUACUGGGGCACAUGCCCUGGGAAGAGCCUGACACAGCCCCCAGCCCUCCCAGAGGGCAUGGAGCAGCAAGAGGCGUGCCCCACCCACCUCACAUAUCCACUGAUAGUUCUCAUUGCAGCUGAUGCUGGUCGCUCCCGGGGCUGCUGCAGCGGGGGCUAGGGUGAGUGCGGACAAGCUGUGCUGCCUCCUGUGCUGCCCAGGGCUCCACUUGCUGCCAUUCCCCCCAUCCCCUGCUGCAGUAGCCUUGGCAGCAGCUGACACCAGCUGCCUGCACCAUGGCACAGUGCAGCUCAGGAGCUGGGGUGAGUGGGGAUGGGACCUCUCCCCUACUCCUUCCCUAGUCCCAGCCUCGCUUCCUUCUUCCCUCACCACCUGGGAACAUAUCCCUAUCUGUUAAGGCUGUCCGAAGCUUCAGUAGCCAAUUCAGCAGCCAGAUUUCCGAAUCCGAAUCAGCCAAAUCAAAUCAGGACAGUGAUUCAAAUUACCAAAUUGAAUCACUGUCCCUCAAAUCGGCCAAAUCUUAAUUGAAUACUUGCUGCUUUGCACAGGCCUAAAUAAAGAACAGGCGGAGCAGAAGCAACUAGCAAAGCCCAGAAUCAUGGGAAAUAUCCAUGGUAGAAAGUAGGCAUAACUCUGUUUAGAUCAUCCCUGACCAGUGGCUGUGCACCUUCUUUGUGAACACCUCCAGUGAUAGAGAGUCCACAACUUACCUAGGCAGUCUGUUCCAACUACCUCACUAUUCUCACAGUGAAGAAGUUUGUUUUGGAUAUCCGAUCUAUAUGCUGCAACUUCAGACCAUUGGUCUGCACCCACCUCUGCAGCAUGAGAGAAAAGGUGCUUUCCCUCUUCCUUCUGGGAGCCCUUCAGGUAUUUGAAGUUUGCUAUCGUGUCCCCUCUUAAGUGCCUUUUUGACAAGUUGAAUUUGCUGAGCUCCUUCACCUUUUGCCAAUGAACUAUUUUGUUUUGUAAAAUCUUGAACGCUUUGCUCUCUCUGUGGUUUGAGCCCACUUCCCCUGAGAGAGUAUUCUAGAAUAUAAUAAGCUUCAGAGUGAAGACGUUUUUCCUGGUAUGCUUUCUUUUAUUCCAUUUCCCUUAGUGAGACCCUUUUUGUCUACUUAUCUAAUCAUAAAGUUCUCUUAUACAUAACACAUGAAACUUCAUCCAGAAGUGUAGAUGAAUGGCUUUAUUCACUUCCAGUCUUCUCCGCCUGUUGCCAAUGUCUAAUUCACUUUUUUCAUCUAUAAACUUCUUACAUCAUUACUCUAACUAUUUCACCACUCCCCCGUUCUUGGUGCAUUCAUCCAUUAAUGAUUUUCUAAACUCAUUGACAUCGUCUCUCUGACUCAUUGACACAAAGUACCACAUUUGCUAAUUACCAACCUACCUCUUUUUUCUUUCUGUUAUCUAAUCUGUUUGCCAGUAAAACUGUGAGUAGUCAGCUGGUAGUAUCACACUGCUCACUUUAUAAUUGCUCUUCCCAUCUGUUUUCCCCAUAUUGAUGUCAAAGGAAUACUUCCAGUACUACAGAAAGGAAUAGCAACAUUUCUAAAGGGCUUUAAAUAGCUUUCAUUUUUAACAUUCAAUUCAUGACAUUGUAUAGCCACUCCAGUAUUUUUUUUCAUGGAUUAAAAUGAGGUCAUUUAGAAAUAUUGGUCUGUAAAAUAAAGCAGUUCAUAAUGUACAGAAAGGAUCUUUUGAAAUGUUAGCACUUAUAGGAAUGCCUUUAAUAGCCAUUUAAAUGUUAAAUAAGCUUUAUUUUUUCCUUUGAUUUUGUUUCAGGCCAGAUAAUAAUGAUCAUAUUACACUGACAGUCUAAUAAAAAUAGAGGUUCUUGGUGGUUGCUGCUUGUGUGCAACAGAGUCGCAAGUUUUUUUGCCUUUCUGAUAAGGAACAGAAGGCUUCCUGUCAUCUUUAAUAAUGAUCCUAGUAUCAACAAUAUGGCAGAUAAUUAGACGGAUUGCUUUAUGAAUUUGUCUAUUUAGUGGAAUAGCCUAGGUACUUAUGUUGUUCACAAUCAGUAUAGAACCUGAGUUAAAUAGUGUGGUGCAAACUUUCUGCUCUGCUCAGUUAGGGGACUGCAGGGGAGCUAAUGUAGCUCUCAUUCUUGGGUUAGUUCUAUCCUAGACAUGGUAUAGACUAGAAUAUGUUAGGAAUUACUGUAGCCUAUGAUAGUGGACCAAAGGAUCAUUAGAGAGCUGCUGGAACCAAAUGCAUCCAUAAAGUCUCCCUGGCUCUGUGUGCCCUUCCAUCUCUAUGGAUCCCCACUGUCUUUACCAUGGAAUCUGUGCAAGGGGCUUAGCUACAUGUAGUGCAUUGCUGGAUCAGGCGUCCUUACAUUAUCUUUGGUCUUAGAUCUUCUUAAAGUAGCCAAAGCACAAAAUUAAAAAUAUCUUGGUGGUUUGUCCAGUUUGGUAGCAUUGGUAUUUUGCUUUACUCAAUUUCAACAGCACUUUAUUCUACCAGAAGCUUACUAAAGUUUUAGAUUGUUUAAUCAUUCAGUAAUAAUGUUGUCCAAUUCAUAUCAGUAAAGCAGGUUUUCAGAUAGUCUAUUAUGUAAUGCUAUUCUUAAUAGCCAGCCUCAAUAUCAAGAUAAAAUACAAUGCAGUUAUCUAAACUCUAACCUUGAUGAAGCACUUGGAGCAAAAUUGGCCUAGUUUACAAAAUUACUUCUACCAAAAUAGCCAUUGAAUCCGGUCAUGUUUGUGGCCUAGAUUUUCCUUCCUUGCUUGCUUCUGUGGACUGUGUCUAAUGAGAAGCUUUUCUCUCUUAUUAGCAUUCUCUGCCUGCAGGCUUCUUAUUCUGAUCUUGUCACCUAUCAGUUGUGACAGGGCUAGUUCUUUGUUAUGCUACUAAUUGUGACUCAUGGAUUGUGGCAUCAUUGAAUGUAUCAGGGCAACUGGAGAGACAUCUUUAGACUUUGACAUCAUUACACUUAUUUUUAUCCAAGGAAGUAUGAAAAAGUAUGAUGUUAAAAGAUGUUUUGGGGUGAAAAAGAUCAGAGGGUAUUACAAGACCUCUCAAAGUCUCAUGAGGUCACUGGAUUUAUCUCUCUCUGUCUCUCUGUCUACAAUUUCUAGUUCACUGAAAUAUUUUGCCUGUUUACAAACAUUUUAGGGGAAAUAACUAUAAGCUAUUCAAAACUGUUUUUGUUUUGUAAUGAAGCACUUCCAAAAUGGAGGUGUUCAAGACAAGUACAGGAGACCCUUGCCAUUCAUGGGGGAUCCGUUCUGGAGAUCCCUGUGAAUGGAAAAAUCUGCAAAUACCGACGGGGCUCCCUGUCAAGCCGCACAGCCGCCCCCUGCUCCACCCCCCCAUGAGAAGCUGGAAGCAUGGGGCUCCCCCACAGCACCUGGGGCUGCUUCUGGGGGAGAAGAUGCCGACGUUGCCACUGCCUCCCUCCCCGUCCCCAGUGUUUGCUCUCCGCAUGCCUGGCUCUACUCUCCGCUCCAUGCUCCUCGGCUCUGCCCUCCCCUGCCCCGCGCAGCGCUCCAUGCCUGCUUACAUGGUGGCAGGAGCUCGAUGCAGCGCCAGAGGGAGCCGUGGCGGUGCUUGCACUGACCCACCCCAUUGGUGUGGCACACCAUGAAUAUUCAAAUCUAUGAAUAGCAGAUUUACGAAUAGCGAAGGUUUCCUGUACAAACAACACUUAUGAAGAGUGCAUGCUUUCAAAGAAGUAAAUCAGUCUUCAGGGAAAAUAGUGGUAAUAUCUGGUUCAGGAUUAUCUUUUGAAAAUUAUUUGUUGAACCAAACAGCAUGAGCAACAUGGUGCUGUAAGAAGGCUAAAUAUAGAUUUUUCAGUAUUUAUAUGUAGCUUCAUCCUUUUAUUUAGCAUUAGCCUCCAUAGAAGUAAUACAGAUGCAAUAAUGAUACAUUAGGGGGCAGUUUGGAUUAGUUUGAGAGAAGAUAAAGAGCUAAGUACUGAGCACUGAGACUUUCAAAAAUACCUAGAAAAUGUAGAUAUGCAUUGGAAAAAAAAUAUUUGCACAUUCUUCCCUAUUGAUAGAAAAGGAUGAAAUAGAUGUUAAGGAGAAGAGCUUCCUACUUCAAUGAGUUAAUAACAUUCUACUUCCCCUCAAAACACAAUGUUUUUGCCACUACAAUUUCAGUUCUUGUGGAAUAAGUUGCUUUACCUCCAUGUGAAAUCAAUUUAAGUUGGAAACUUUGGUCCCAUUCAUGUAGACAGACUCUCAUUAACUUCAUGUGCCUCUUCCUAGACAUGGAAUCAACUCAUACAGUAAUGGGUUAUUGUUUUGUUUUGUUGGUUGAUGUUUUUUGGUUUUUGUUUUUAAGUACUAUCAGGAAUCUGCCACAACCUGCUAAAAAAAGCAUCAUUCUGUGAAAUCUGGUGACCUUUAAUAAAUUCAUUAAGAGUGCAUAUGCUUCAGCAAGGUCAUAUAACAAAUAAAAUCUAGUUGUGCAAACUA
This is a messenger RNA of Alligator mississippiensis (American alligator), 8862 nucleotides long. RefSeq names its product adaptor related protein complex 1 subunit sigma 3 (gene AP1S3). The record is from RefSeq and is a predicted model, not a curated record. Gene Ontology annotation, molecular function: clathrin-cargo adaptor activity. The transcript has 5 exons. Bases 83 to 547 code for a protein of 154 amino acids. Gene Ontology annotation, cellular component: membrane coat; AP-1 adaptor complex; intracellular membrane-bounded organelle. Gene Ontology annotation, biological process: vesicle-mediated transport; intracellular protein transport. NCBI's taxonomy places the organism in Eukaryota, Metazoa, Chordata, Crocodylia, Alligatoridae.